CGUCCACGAACAACUCGGCGCCUCUCCUGACCGAGACGGAAAAGGCGCAGGUGGACGCGAAUAACAGUCCUUCCAAGGCUGAGGAGGGUGGUGCUGCCGCCGCAUCAGCCGCUUAUGCUGCGGACUCGAGUUCGCCGCGUGAUGGGAACAAGCACGCGCAGGGGGGAAGAUGGAGAAGAAGAAGCAUGUUUAAGCGGCCCGUGUGCUGGCUGCUCGCGCUCCUUGCGCUCGCGGUGCUCGUUAUCGUCAUCGUCGUCCCGGUGUACUUCAAAGUCGUCAAGCCCAAGAAGAACGCAGCAGCAGCUGUGAACCCCGAGUCGCCCGUGGGCGCGACGACGGGCGGGGACGGGUCGGUGGUGGUUAUGGCGAACGGGACGAGUUUCACGUAUCAGAAUUCGUUUGGGGGGUUCUGGGUGGAAGAUCCGACUGACCCGUUCAACAACGACGCGCAGCCCAACUCGUGGACGCCCCCGCUGAACACGUCCUGGACGUGGGGCAAGGACAGGAUCAACGGGGUCAACCUCGGCGGCCUGUUCGUCCUCGAGCCGUUCAUCGUGCCUUCGCUCUUCCAGAAAUACAACGGCUCCGUCGACGAAUGGACACUCAGCACGCUCAUGGCGCAGGACACGGCGAGCGGGGGGCUGAGCCAGCUCGAGGACCACUAUAACACGUUCAUUACCGAGCAAGACAUCGCGGAGAUUGCUGGUGCCGGGCUGAACUGGAUACGGGUGCCGAUUCCGUUCUGGGCGAUUGAGAAGUGGGAUUUUGAGCCGUUCCUUGAGAAGGUGUGCUGGCCGUACAUCCUGCGUGUGCUCCAGUGGGCGCGCAAGUAUGGUCUGCGGGUCGACCUCGAUCUGCAUACCAUCCCUGGGUCGCAGAAUGGCUACAACCACUCUGGCAAACUAGGCACCGUCAACUUCCUCAACGGCGUCAUGGGCCUCGCCAACGCCGAACGCACGCUCGACUACAUCCGCAUCAUCGCCGAAUUCAUCUCCCAGCCCGAAUGGCAGCCCGUCGUGCCCGUGUUCAGCAUCGUGAACGAGGCGCUUCUCCAGACGAUCGGCAAAGACCAGCUCACGACGUUCUACCUGCGCGCGCACGACAUGGUGCGCGGCAUCACGGGAUACGGGGAGGGCCACGGCGCGUACAUCGCGAUCCACGACGGGUUCGUGGGCACCGCGAACUGGACGGGGUUUCUGCAGGGGAGCGAUCGCGUUAUUUUGGAUACGCAUCCGUAUUUUGCGUUUGACGGGGCGCCGAACGAUGCGCCGCUCGCGACGAGUGAGGGGGUGGGCGUGCAGGCGGGCGGGACGUGGCCGCAGACGGCGUGCAGUGCGUGGGCGGCGGGGAUGAAUGAGAGCAGGGCGGGGUUUGGGGUUACGAUUGCGGGCGAGUUUUCGAAUGGGUAUAAUGAGUGUGGGCUGUUUUUGGUGGGCACGGGGGUCGAUACGACGACGAGCGGGGAGUGUGAGCUUUUUGUGGAUUGGCAGAGCUGGAAUCAGAGUAUGAAGGCGGGGUUUAUGGAGUAUACGCUCGCGAGUAUGGAUGCGCUAGGGGAUUAUUUCUUCUGGACGUGGAAGAUCGGCCCCUCCCAAUCUGGCGCCAUCGAGUCCCCACAAUGGUCCUACCAACUCGGCCUCGCCCAAGGCUGGAUGCCCAAAGACCCGCGCACCGCCAUCGGCACCUGCGCAUCGCUCGGCGUCUCCGGGCCCAUCUUCAACGGCACCUUCGCUCCCUGGCAAACCGGCGGCUCUGGCGCAGGCACCAUCGCGCCCUCCUCCGUGUCCUCCUUCGGACAGUACCCGCCGUCGUCGAUCAACGGGCUCACGCUCGGCGCGGUGCAGAGUCUGCUCCCGACGUACACGAGCACGAGCGCGGUGCCCUCGCUCCCUGCGCCGACGAGUCUGCGGACGGACGGCGGGAGCUGGUACGAUAGCAGCGAUACGGGGCUCGCGCCGACGGAGGUGGCGGGGUGCAGUUAUACGUGGGACGCGUGGGACGCGAACAGCGCGACGAUGCCGACUGCGUUGUGUACGGGUGCGGGCGAGGGCGGUGCGGGCGCGAGGAGGGCGCGGGUGACGCCGCCGCCUGCAGAGAGGAGAGGGCGGUGAUUCGGUGCUCGGGCUUUUGAUCCGUCUCUGAGUCUAGUGGCUCCUGGGGCUCGUUGACUCUGGCCCUGUCUUGAUUUCCUGCUUUUCUCAUCUGACGCGGACACGGAGAUGGGUGAUAUACCAUACGGAUGGAUCCUUCACGAGCUCGAUGUUUUCCUUCGUUCUCGUUUCUUGCUAAUAGUGUUUUCGUUCUUUUUCUGACUUACAGGGCAUUCACGAACUUUGUUGCACAAUUUUAUCGCUUUCCCCAUUUUCCU
This is a messenger RNA of Coniophora puteana RWD-64-598 SS2, 2368 nucleotides long. RefSeq names its product glycoside hydrolase family 5 protein. The transcript has 7 exons. NCBI's taxonomy places the organism in Eukaryota, Fungi, Basidiomycota, Agaricomycetes, Boletales, Coniophoraceae. Gene Ontology annotation, molecular function: beta-glucosidase activity. Gene Ontology annotation, cellular component: cell surface; extracellular region. Gene Ontology annotation, biological process: glucan catabolic process. Bases 186 to 2111 code for a protein of 641 amino acids. The record is from RefSeq and is a predicted model, not a curated record.